AUGCCAAGAUGGAGCACCGGGAACCUGUCAAAGCUUGCCGAACCAUGGUUUAUGUGUCUUGGCGCACUGAGUGCCUUUGCCUUGCACACGAAGCUACGACAUAUCUCCGUCGCCGUGUCCAUCAUCCAUGAAUCCAGCAUUACCUCCUCUCGCUGUCCUCGAGAACCUCAAGGAGACAAGGAUCGCCCCAGGGGUAUCUCUCCGGUCUCCACCUCUUCGAAGAGUAUCUCUCCAGAUAUUGACAACCAGGGAUUGGAUUCCUUCUUGAUGACCUCUAUGACUUUGGCCGAGUCGAUCUAUGGUAUCAAUCCAGCUGCUGUUAUUGAAGACGCCGUGGGAAGCCUAUUUCUCUUGCUUGUGCUAACCCCGCCGUGCUCACACCUAUGCGACAAGAUGGAAUGGGCCAUGGCCCAUGGUGUCGGAGCCGAGGCCAAUGAGAUCCUAUAUGACACUGCCAGUAUAGCCCCGACAGAGACACAAUAUCUCAUGUUGAUAUGGGGAGAGCAGUUUAAGCCAGCAUUGGUAUCCAUAAUGCCCUGA
Messenger RNA from Sodiomyces alkalinus F11, 540 nucleotides. RefSeq lists its product as hypothetical. The transcript has 4 exons. The coding region runs from base 1 to 540 and encodes 179 amino acids. Lineage: Eukaryota; Fungi; Ascomycota; Sordariomycetes; Glomerellales; Plectosphaerellaceae. The record is from RefSeq and is a predicted model, not a curated record.